Molecule: messenger RNA, 1241 nt
Organism: Hordeum vulgare subsp. vulgare (domesticated barley)
Lineage: Eukaryota; Viridiplantae; Streptophyta; Magnoliopsida; Poales; Poaceae
Product: E3 ubiquitin-protein ligase EL5-like
Exons: 1
Coding region: 204-1010 (268 amino acids)
Biological process (GO): protein ubiquitination
Source: RefSeq, a predicted model, not a curated record
CAUUCCCACCUCGAAAACCUCCAGCCCGAGCCAGAGCCAAAGCCCGCUUGUGCACGCACGCACGCGCUGCCUAGAAGCUUGCGAGGACGAGGAGCAUAUUCCGAGGAGAGCGAGCAGAGGCCGGCUGCUGCUGUCGUUUGCACCAGGGGCGAGGCGAUUCUUGUUACUUGUUGGAAGAGGAAGCGAGGGUGGUGGUGGUGUUCAUGGCGGUGACGGCGACGACGGCGGCGGCGGCGGCCACCAUGCUGGCGGCCGUGAUGGCCAUCUUCCUCUCCUUCGUGCUCUGCUUCUACAUAUUCCUCUGCGCCAAGAGGUCCCGGGGCGGCGCGCCGCCGCCGCCGGGGAGCGGCGUGAUGGCGCACCUGCGCUACCUGUUCUGCGGCGGGGACGGGCGGGCCGGCGCCGGGGACGGCGUCGCACCGUGGUUCUACGACGGGGGCCUGGACGACGCGUCGAUGGCGUCGCUGCCCCGCCGGGAGGUGGCCAAGGGGGAGGCCAUGGACUGCGCGGUCUGCAUCACGGAGCUCGCCACCGGGGACACGGCGCGCGUGCUGCCCCGCUGCGGCCACGGCUUCCACGUCGACUGCGUCGACAUGUGGCUCAGGUCGCACUCCACCUGCCCGCUCUGCCGCUGCCCCGCCGUCGACGCGCCGCCCCUGCCGCCCGCGCCCGUCCAGGCGCCCGAGGCCGACCAGGAGUCGCCCAACUUCCCCACCAACGUCCUCUUCUUCGGCUCCCAGGACGACGUCAGCACCGGCCGCGCGCAACCGCAGACCCCCGCCGCAACCACACCUCAACCAGCGCCUGCUCCCUCUCAACCGCAAGCGCAGCCGCCGCCCGCCGGGGCGUCGUGCGGGCUGCGGCGGCUUCUCGGGUGUGGCGGCGCGUCGCCGCCCCCGCCGCCGCAGGAGGAGGACGCGGCAAGGGACAUAGAGAUGGGGCUCGCCGGCGGCGAGAGCAGCGCGUCGUCGAGGCAGGCGAAGCCGCAGCAGCCGGCGGGCUCAUGCUGACGCCCCGGCUGCCACGGUGGACUUUUCCUCCCCCCAACCUUUCUGCGAUGUGCCGUCUUCCUUGCGUGGCGUCAUCGCAAGUUUUCCCAGUGUCUCCCUUACUCUUACUCGGUCUCGGAGUAAAAAAAAGCUGUACAGAUUUUUAUAGACGUGUGAUGUACAUGUGGAUAGGAUGAUCAUGUUCCGGCAUGACACCACAGGAAAAGAGAAGAAAACAACUUUGCCUGCCUA